Molecule: messenger RNA, 651 nt
Organism: Caenorhabditis angaria
Lineage: Eukaryota; Metazoa; Nematoda; Chromadorea; Rhabditida; Rhabditidae
Source: the annotation of a GenBank genome assembly
AUGUGUUUCAUUCGAAAGCAUCAGGCAAUUGCAAAAAUAAGCAAAACACAACAAAUUCCAAAUAUUCUUUAUAAAUGUGUUAUCACAAUUUUUAUAGUCAUUCCAUUUUUUAUAUUUGCAUUCUACUAUUAUUCUGGAUUAUCACAUAAUGAACAACUUGAAUAUAUUUCGAAAAAUUAUCCAGAAUAUCUUCAUGAUUUUCAAAAUCUUCGAGAUUUUUUUGUUGGAGUUCCGAAUUCAAAAAUAUUCUUAUUUUUUAUUUUUAUAUUGAUAUCCGAAACAAUAUCAGUAAAUAUAUCAAUUUAUACAACAAUUCAAAUGUUUCGAUUACUUCGAGAUUUUCGACAUUGUUUAUCAAAUGAUAAUUAUAAUAAACAUCGAAAUGCAAUCAAAAGCCUUUUGGCACAAUUUUGUAUUUCAUUUAUGACAACUCUUCCACCAUUGGAAAUUAUUGCAAGUUAUUUUCUGAAUUUUCAACAAAAUGCUCAAUUAUUUUCUCAUAUCAGUUUAAUGGUUUAUGCAACACAUUCUGUUAUUAAUAUUAUUGUUUGUGUUAUUAGUUUUCCUGCAUAUCGAAAAUUCACAUUUGGAUUAUUUAGGAAGAAAACUGAAAAAUUCAGAACCACAAUUGGUGUUUCAAUAUUGUUAUAA